Molecule: messenger RNA, 644 nt
Organism: Ictidomys tridecemlineatus (thirteen-lined ground squirrel)
Lineage: Eukaryota; Metazoa; Chordata; Mammalia; Rodentia; Sciuridae
Product: DNA-directed RNA polymerase II subunit RPB4
Biological process (GO): DNA-templated transcription initiation
Cellular component (GO): RNA polymerase complex
Molecular function (GO): nucleotide binding
Source: RefSeq, a predicted model, not a curated record
AUGGCUUCCGGGGGCCGGGAUCCGUGGUCCGGUGACGUGGAAGAGGAUGCCUCACAGCUUAUCUUUCCCAAAGAGUUUGAAACAGCGGAGACUCUUCUAAAUUCAGAAGUUCAUAUGCUUCUGGAGCAUCGAAAGCAACAAAGUGAGAGUGCAGAGGAUGAGCAGGAAUUCUCAGAAGUCUACAUGAAAACUUUAAAGUACACUUCCCGUUUCGGUCACUUCAAAAACAAAGAGACCAUUACAAGUGUCCGCAGCUUGCUGCACCAGAAAAAGCUACACAAGUUUGAGUUGGCCUCUUUGGCCAACCUUUGCCCAGAGACUGCGGAGGAGUCCAAGACUCUGAUUCCAAGCCUGGGGGCGCGAUUUGAAGAUGAGGAACUGCAGCAGAUUCUUGAUUCUAUCCAGACAAAGCUCAGUUUUCAGUAUUAAUCUCCAAACUUCACUCAGCUUCUUGGGGGACUCACAUCCCCCAGCACAGCACCACCCUCUCAGGGGCUGGUCCUGCCUUGCAGAAGCUAUUGCAAAAGACAUUUGGAAUUCUUGAAGAGGACAGUCCUUCUUGGUAUGGGUUUAGGUUGCUGCUUCAAAUGUGACUCUUAGACCAUAAUGACCGUAUAAUCUCAGAGCCGACUUGCAGUGACUGC